AUGACCACACUUCGCUGUGCAGAGAAUGCAGGCUUUGGUGAGAAUGGCACAAUACGUCUAAUCUCCGAGCCCGAAGCCGCUGCAAUGCAUGCGUUGAAUGCAUCUAAUCCUCAUGGAUUAGAAGUUGGCGAUACUGUUGUUCUCUGUGAUGCAGGCGGUGGUACGGUAGAUCUCAUAACGUUUUCAAUUGCUGAACGGGAGCCUACUCCGCGUCUUAAAGAAGAAGCUUCCGGAGAUGGCUCACUCUGUGGCAGUACUUUUUUGAAUAGGCGGUUUGAAAAAUUCCUAGAGAGUCGAUUGUCCUCAAUGCCAGGUUGGGGUCGUGACACACUAGACGAAGCAAUGCAACGCUUCGAGACGGUCAUAAAGAGAACUUUCUGUGGAGAUGUAACCCAGGAUUCUAUGAUACCUGUUCCCGGCAUUGCAGAUGACAGCGCUAUCCAUGUUCAUCGAGGUCGACUCAGGGUAAGGGGACAGGAGAUGGUUGACCUGUUUAAACCAAUUCUCGAAGAGGUUCAUUAUCUUGUGGAUAACCAAGUGAGGACCUCUAAGAAAAGAGUGAAGGCGCUAUUUUUGGUUGGGGGAUUUGGACAAAGUCCGUACCUUCGCAGGUACCUUUGCGAUGCUCUUCCUCAAGAUAUGGAAGCCCUGGCCCCGGUUGAUGGGUGGACUGCAGUUGGAGAUGAGAUCAGAGAAGCCGAGCCAAUUGAGACCAGCUGGCAGAAUUACCGACUGUGUAGCUAUGGGAACUUUGACUCAAUCCGCGUUAACCUUUAUGAGCUGCAUACUCCUGUCGCGGAGGAACCACCUUUGUAUUUCGAUCGCCGUGUAAAGAAACACGCAGUUCUGAAUCCAAAUCUUGAUGCGAUUGAAAAGGCCCGCAUGCCGGUGCGCCUGGGUUAUGAUAACCAAGAAUAUUACCACAUCGGUUAUGAAAUACAUGCAACUUAUUUCUCCGCCCACUGUGAAUAUGCCCUCUGGUAUGAGGGUAGGAACCAUGGAGGCGUGCGGGUCGACUACGCUUAA
Aspergillus caelatus is the source of this 1026-nucleotide messenger RNA. RefSeq names its product Hsp70 family protein. The record is from RefSeq and is a predicted model, not a curated record. The transcript is spliced from 3 exons. Lineage: Eukaryota; Fungi; Ascomycota; Eurotiomycetes; Eurotiales; Aspergillaceae. The coding region runs from base 1 to 1026 and encodes 341 amino acids.